CGGGGGGCGCGGUGCGAGCAGGAAGCGGCGGCGGGACCGGACGGGACGGGACGGGACGGAGCUGCCGCCCCCCGCCCGCUGCCACAGCCUCUGCCACGUUCCCCACCAUGGGUGACAUGAAAACCCCGGAUUUCGACGACCUGCUGGCAGCUUUUGAUAUUCCUGACAUCGACACCAACGAGGCCAUCCACUCCGGCCACGAGGAGGGGGACCCUCACAUCAAACAAGUCCCCGGGGAGCCGGGACCCCCCGACCACGUCCUCCCCCACGCGGACAUCACCGCCGUCAGCGUCAUCGUGAAGAACACGGUCUGCCCCGAGCAGCUCGAUGCCCUGGACGGGCGAGGGAAGGACGGGCACCUCAUGGGGCCACGUUUACUGCAGAAUGGCUUUGGGGCCACCGAAAUGCCCAGGUCCCCCACCUCCAGAUCGGUGGAAGCUGUGGCGUCCUCCAACGGGGAGUGUUGGGUGAAGGAAAAAGGCCCCAAACCUCUGGAUAUCUUCUCCCAUUUUGGCCCCGACCCCAACGAAGACAACGCCGCCAACCUGAUCGACAGGCCCCGGGAGUGUAAGCCCAAGGAGAAGCCCCUCGCUGUCCCCUCCCUCUCCCCAUCUCCCACCCCCUCUCUGGACUGCAAGGAGCCCUUGGGAGAGCGUGUGGAGAACCUCCCCCCAGCCUUCCCCCAGCCCUUCGAGGCGGGACAGUCUGGGGGUGCCAACGGGUCCCCUCCUGCCAUCGCCUGCAUCAAAAAAGAGGAGUCUGACUCGGAGGAGCUGGGCCGGGAAGCCAGCCCCAAGGGUUUGGCUGCAGCCUUGGGUGACAGUCCCUUGGAGCACCUGAAAUCCGUCACCGUGCGCUACUCCGCGGACGAUUCUCCCAUCGCCUCCUGGCCCGGUUCCGACCCAAACCUGGACAGCAGCACCAGCAACCUGCCCGAGGUGAAGCACUCGCCCGCCAGCCCCCAGGAGCCUUUCUUCAAACCUUCCUCCCCCGUGGUGCAGAGCCCCAGGCUCCUCACCUCUCCAAAGCAGCUGGACAGCCUCGGCCUCAAGGAAGAGCAAGAAGUUCUGGAGAAGUCGAUGGGAAGCCCGCAGAGCAUGUCCAGCCCUGAGGAAGAGGAGGAGGAAGAAGAAGACAACAACAACGAUUCCCCUUCUUCCAAUUCCUCACGGCCUCUGAAGGUGAGGAUCAAAACCAUCAAGACAUCUUGUGGCAGCAUCACCCGGACGGUGACCAGGGUCUCCUCAGACUCAGAGCCGGGUUCCACCAAGGGCCCCUCCGAGCAGAGCCUGCCCGAGACCUCCCUGGAGGGUGCUGCUUUCUGCACCUCGGCAGAGAAGGACGAGGGGAUGGCGCUGGAGCUGCCCAAGGAGAAAAUGGAGCUCUCCAGCCCCUUGAAGUCCGUCGAGGGCCCCAAAAUUGUCAGCGUUCAGCUGGGCAACGGCACCAAGUUGAAGGGGACCGUCCUGCCCGUCUCCACCAUCCAGAACGCCAGCAGUGCCAUGCUGAUCGCCGCCAGCGUGGCGCAGCAGAAAUCCGUGGUGCUGCCGGCGAAGGCGGGCAAAGCCGUGGCCAAGAACAUCAUCAACCUGGUGCCCCAGACCCUGCCCAAAGCCGACACCAGGACCAACAUCAGCACCGUCACUCAGACCACCACCGUCACCACCACGGCCAACCAGAAGGUCAACGGCACCACGGUUGUCAUGGUGCAGCCCCAGAAACCUUCACCGACCGUCGCCGGCACCGUCAUCUCCAGGAGCCAGUCCAGCCUGGUGGAAGCCUUUAACAAGAUCCUCAACAGCAAGAACCUGCUGCCCACCUACAAACCCAACCUCAACCCCCCAGCUGACGCCAGCCUGGCCCUGCCACCCUUCGGCUACCGCUGCCUGGAGUGUGGGGACUCCUUUGCCCUGGAGAAGAGCCUGGCGCGGCACUACGACCGGCGCAGCAUGCGCAUCGAGGUGACCUGCAACCACUGCACCAAACGCCUCGUCUUCUUCAACAAGUGCAGCCUGCUCCUGCACGCCCGGGAGCACAAGGACAAAGGGCUGGUGAUGCAAUGCUCCCACCUGGUGAUGAGGCCCAUCGCCUUGGAUCAGAUGAUCGGGCAGCCAGACAUCACCCCCUUGGUCUCCGUCGCCUCCAUCCCCACCGGGAAAGUCACCGGCGUGGCUCAGGAUGCCUUGGCCACGGCCAACGGGGCUCAGGACCUCCCAAUCCUGCCCCUCAGCACCACCUCGGAGCAGACCAACUACAGCUGCUUCAGGUGCCUGGAGUGCAAAGAGCAGUGCAAGGACAAAGCCGGGCUGGCAGCACACUUCCAGCAGGCAGUGACCUCGGGGACCACCAGCAGCACGGUUUGCACAACGUGUCCCAUGAUCAUGUCCAACCGCUGCAGCUUCAACGCCCACCAGAGGAUGCACAAAAACCGUCCCCCCCACGUCUGCCCCGAGUGUGGGGGGAAUUUCCUCCUGGCCAACUUCGAGGCCCACCUGAAGGAAUCCUGCCUGCACUUCUCCCGACGCGUGGGCUACAGGUGUCCCAGCUGCGCCGUGGUCUUCGGUGGGGUCAACUCCAUCAAGUCACACAUCCAGACCUCCCACUGCGAGGUGUUCCACAAGUGCCCCAUCUGCCCCAUGGCCUUCAAGUCGGCCCCCAGCGCCCACGCGCACGUCUACACGCAGCACCCCGGCUUCAGCAACCAGCAGUCCAAAAUGAUCUACAAGUGUGCAAUGUGUGACACGGUCUUCACUCACAAGCCCCUGCUCUCCUCCCACUUUGACCAACACCUGCUCAACCAGAGGGUCAGUGUCUUCAAGUGUCCCGACUGCCCGCUGCUCUUCGCCCAGAAGCGCACCAUGCUGGAGCACCUCAAGAACACCCACCAGCCCCAGAAGCCCAAGGAGGACCUGGCAAAGAAGGCGUCUGUCCUGCUGACACCAAAGCAGGAGCCUGUGGAAACCCCCGUGUCCAAGAUCUCAGAGGAGUCUUCAUCCUCCACGGAGGAGGACGAGCCCCCCAGCUCCCCGGAGCUGCGCAAGACCAAGCGGAGCCGCUUCCAGCGCAAGACGGUCAACAAGUCCAAGGGCAGUGGGUGGACCUGUGGGGUUUGCCACUCCUGGUUCCCCGAGCGUGACGAAUACGUCUCCCACAUGAAGAAAGACCACGGCAAGUCAGUGAAGAAGUUCCCGUGUCACCUCUGCGAGCGCUCGUUCUGCUCGGCCCCCAGCCUCCGCAGACACGUCCGGGUGAACCACGAGGGGAUCAAACGGGUCUAUCCCUGCAGGUACUGCACCGAGGGCAAACGGACCUUCAGCAGCAGACUCAUCCUGGAGAAACACAUCCAGGUGCGACACGGGAUCAAGGUGACCGACCAGGCCAAGAGCCAGGAGGUCGUCAUCGCCCGGAUCGGAACCGGAGCUACGCAGGUGUCGGGCAGGAAGCGAAAGCUUUCCUCGGACGAGGGCGAUUCCUGCAGCGAGGAGCCCGACAGCACCACCCCCCCUUCCAAAACCCCCAAGGGCGACCGCAAGGCCCCGUUCCGCUGCCGCAAGUGCGGGUACCUGGCCAGCAGCUCCGCCGAGUUCCAGGAGCACAUCCCCCAGCACCGGACUGACGAGAGCUCCCACCAGUGCCGGGAGUGCGGGCUCUGCUUCACCUCCCAGGUCUCCCUCAACCGUCACCGCUUCAUCACCCACAAGAAAAAGAAAGGGACGGGGGAGGUGGAGGAGCCGGGACCCCGCAGCCCCCUGGAGGGCAGCACCCAGCACCCACCCGACGGAAAACUCUCCUGCAAGGUCUGCGGCCGCUGCUUCGACACCCAGCUCAACCUCAAGACUCAUUUCCGCACCCAUGGCAUGGCCUUCAUCCGAGCCCGGCAGAACGCCAGCCCCGAGAACUAGAGACACCACCCCCCCCCUGCAGAACCAGCACCAGAACCGGCACCAGAACCACCCCCACCCACCCCGAGCUCCCCCUGCCUCCUCUUGGCCUUGGAGAAAGGAGCCGUGAAGAGAGACCAGAGCCCGGCUGGCACCCCCUGGGUGGGUGGGUGGGUGGGGGGCUCCACAACAGCCCCCUCCCCCCUCCUGGGUUGGCAGGUGAAAGGAAUUUUGGAAUUUGCAGGAAUUUUGGAAUUCUGGCCACUAGCUUGUUGAGGAGGAGAAGGGAAGAGCCGGGACCUGCUGCCCCUCUCCUGGGGUGACCAAAUGGUUUGGUGACUGCUGGGGACAGUGUCCUUCCUCCCGUGGGGAUGAGGAGGGGACAGGGACACCCCCACCCUGCAGGGACCAUCCCCUCACAGUGUCACUGCUCUGCUUUUACCCCCUACACCCCCACCCACCCCCCCUCCUCCAGGACCUGGGGGACACCAGAGGACACACACGGUGGCUGUGCUGACACUAAUGUCACAGCAAAACAACAAAUUCCACCUUUUCGUUUGGUUUUGGGUUUUUUGGGUUGUGUUUGGUUUUUUUUCCCCUUUUGAAUGUUGCUGCUUUUGUAUUUCACUGGGAGAAGCUGACCCCCUGCAGCAGCCCAGCCCCCUCCUCACAGAGACCCCCCUCCCCAGCCCUUCCUUGGCUCCAGCCAGACACACCACGUCCCUUGUCACCUUCCCUUGUGCUCACUGGAGGUGACAUCGACCUUUGGACACUCCGUGCCCCAGGACGGGCACACUCGGGGCCUCACCUGGCAGCAGCCCAGGGAAAAGGAGAUUUUUUUUUUUUUUUGGUUUGGCAGCAGAAAAUAAAAGACCUGGGGGUGAGAUCAGCACAAGCCCAGUGGCUCUGUCACCUCCCGUGGCUCUGUCACCCCCCGUGGCUCUUUCACUCCUGGUGUCACCACGAAGCCUUUGCAGGAGCUGAAGCUGCUGCUGGAUCCAGACCAACCCCUGCUGGUGAGUCCUGGGGGGCCCUUCCCAGGGUGCAGCCAUUGAUUGCCACCCCCCCCUUCCCCACGGACACCCCCUCCCCACGGGGGGGAUCAAGGGUUUUGUCACCCCCUCCCCACGGGGGGGAUCAAGGGUUUUGUCACCCCCUCCCCACGGGGGGAUCAAGGGUUUUGUCACCCCCUCCCAGGUUCUGCCCCACAGCCCCGUGGGGUCUCGCUCAUCGCUGGCUCCCUCCCUGCAAACUCCAACUUUAUCUGGGGGGGGGGGAAAGAGGAAAAAAAAAAAUACAGGAAAAAAAAGAGAAAAAAAAAAAAAAAAGAAAAAAAAAAAAGAGCCAGAAAAGAAACUUUCUGCUUGUUCUGUUUGUUUAGCACCUGUGCUUGGGGUAGGGUGUUUGUGUCAGUAAUUAUUCCAGUGACUUCAGCUCCUUGUGAAUAAAUAAAUAACCUCUAACACCCUGUGGAGUUGUAUCAUACACUGAAAGUGACAAAAAAAA
Calypte anna (Anna's hummingbird) is the source of this 5387-nucleotide messenger RNA. It is a transcript of the gene ZNF687, whose product is annotated as zinc finger protein 687. Bases 108 to 3902 code for a protein of 1264 amino acids. The record is from RefSeq and is a predicted model, not a curated record. The transcript is spliced from 9 exons. NCBI's taxonomy places the organism in Eukaryota, Metazoa, Chordata, Aves, Apodiformes, Trochilidae.